AUGCCUGAAUAUCAACCUCUAAGCCCAAUAGACUCUUCUGAUGAGUCUCAGAUCUAUUUAACCUACGAAGCCGCAACGGGUGAACUACGAAAGAAGCUGUCUCGCAAGGGAAAAAAACAGAGAUUCCAAUAUCAUCUUAUCAGCAUUGUUUUCAACUUGAUUGCAAUCGCGCAAAUAAUCCUCGGUGCAAUCAUUACCGCAUUAGGACCUUCAGCCGGUGAACAUGUGCUAGCAAUCACAAUUCUAGGGGCUUUCAAUACCUCUAUUGCUGGAUUGUUAGCUCUACUUAAAGGAAGAGGGCUUCCCGAGCGACUAAGGAGAAAUUCGAUCGAGAUUGCUAAGGUUUUGGACUUCAUUGAAGAAAGAGCAACCUUACUAAGAUAUGGCAAUACCCAAACCUCUAAUAACGGAGUCUCGGUUCUUUUACAAGAAGCUUUUCAAGCGUACAACUCCGCCAAGCAGAUAAUUGAGGGGAACCAACCCGAUACAUAUACAGAUGGAAAGAAAACUCAAACUUCCGUCUCCGCUACAGAGAUGAAUGGUUCUUCGAGUUACGCCACAGUGACCAAUGAAUCGAUUGGAAAGAGACGCCAAACAGAUGAGGAAAUGGGAAAUAUCCAUGGGGUUUAA
Messenger RNA from Penicillium samsonianum, 630 nucleotides. RefSeq lists its product as uncharacterized. The coding region runs from base 1 to 630 and encodes 209 amino acids. Lineage: Eukaryota; Fungi; Ascomycota; Eurotiomycetes; Eurotiales; Aspergillaceae. The record is from RefSeq and is a predicted model, not a curated record. The transcript has a single exon.